This is a messenger RNA of Rhincodon typus (whale shark), 368 nucleotides long. Its product is annotated as PH and SEC7 domain-containing protein 1-like. The transcript is spliced from 3 exons. Lineage: Eukaryota; Metazoa; Chordata; Chondrichthyes; Orectolobiformes; Rhincodontidae. The annotation marks the transcript as partial. The record is from RefSeq and is a predicted model, not a curated record.
GAGGGAGAAGAGGCUGGAAGACCUUCUAUGCUGUGUUAAAAGGAAUGAUCCUCUACUUACAAAAGGAUGAAUACAAGUCCGACAAGCAGUUGUCAGAAGAUGAUCUGAAGAAUGCCAUCAGCAUCCAUCAUUCGUUGGCUAUCCGGGCAGCUGACUACAGCAAGAAGCCCAAUGUCUUCUACCUGAAGACAGCUGAUUGGAGAAUAUUCCUUCUCCAAGCUCCAAAUGCAGAGCUGAUGCAGUCCUGGAUCACACGCAUAAACCUGGUGUCGGCCAUGUUCUCUGCGCCUCCCUUCCCAGCAGCCAUUGGUUCCCAGAAGAGGUUCAGCCGUCCACUCCUUCCCACCACAUUGACCAGGCUCUCGCUG